GGAGGGGCCGGGCAGCCCACAGCGGAGCGGGGCGGUGCGGGCAGAGGAGCUGGGCGCGCAGCGGGGAGGACGGAGAUCACCUCCUCUGCAGCGCCCAUGGGGACAGGACGACUUUAAAGGAGUUUGGGAGGGUUUCUGGCGCUGGGAGACCACGGAUCCGGCAAUUCCUGCCCUCGCCUCGCCCUGUCAUUGAUGGGAAAUCAACUGGAUCGCAUCACCCACCUGAAUUACAGCGAGCUGCCGACCGGGGACCCCUCGGGGAUCGAGAAAGACGAACUGCGCGUCGGGGUGGCUUACUUCUUUUCGGAUGAGGAGGAGGACCUGGACGAGCGAGGCCAGCCAGACAAGUACAGCGUGAAGGGCUCCGGCAGCCCUGGCCAGGAGACGCCCACCCACCACCUCCACCACCAGCUGGUGCUGAACGAGACCCAGUUCUCCGCUUUCCGUGGCCAGGAAUGCAUCUUCUCCAAGGUCAGCAGCGGCCCCCAGGCUGGGGACCUCAGCGUCUACUCGGUGUCAGCCCUGCCUGCCCUCUGCAAGCCGGGGGACCUGCUGGAGCUGCUCUACCUGGGGCCGUCGGAGCACCCGCCGCCGCACUGGGCAGUGUACGUGGGCAGCGGGCAGAUCAUCCACCUGCACCAGGGGCAGAUCCGCCAGGACAGCUUGUACGAGGCGGCCGCGGGCAACGUGGGCCGGGUAGUGAAUAGCUGGUACCGCUUUCGCCCGCUGGUGGCUGAGCUGGUGGUGCAAAACGCCUGCGGGCACCUGGGCUUAAAAAGCGACGAGAUCUGCUGGACUAACUCCGAGAGCUUCGCCGCCUGGUGCCGCUUUGGGAAAAGGGAGUUCAAAGCCGGAGGGGAGCUGCAGGCUGCUGCCGGCACCCAGCACCAGCAGCAAUACUAUCUCAAGAUCCACUUGGCCGAGAACAAGGUGCACACGGGUAUGCCAUGGUCUUCUGACAUCAAGAGAAGUGAGUUAAAUAUGUGGGGUCUGACAUAUUGCUACUUACUGGAGGAAAAUUAUCAAGGAGCACUACACUUUGCAAUAAUGAAGUACCCUUUUAGAAUGAACUAUGCUGCUGCUGACUUGUGUAUUUAUGAAUAAAAGUAUGCUUCAGUGAAGUAUCCAUCCAUCUUUCUCUUUGACAUAUUUUAACGGAUGGCAUCACAAAGUUUUUUUCAUAUUUUGAAUGUUUUUCCCCUCACUGUAAUAAUUUGAAAGCAAAACACUGAAAUUAGCUGUGUUCUAUUGUUCAAAUACUCAACUAUUGCUGUACAGUUGUUCCUAAGUAAAGAGGUGGCUGGCAUUGAUAUUUCUUGAUUUUCCUAAUUUUAUCUUUCUUUGAACUAAUACAUUUCUUUCAAAAGCUAAAUGGUGGGACUUUCAGAAGUACCUAUUGUUGAUUUGACUAUUUUCCCAUUGAACUCAUGGGUGAACUUUCACCAAAGAUCUUUGGGCCACAGUUAGGCUAACACCGACUGCUUUUAGAAAUCUUUACGAAUGGAUAAAAGGCGAAAAUCAGCUCUUUCAAGGCCUGUGAGUGUUUCAUGUGGACCAGAGUGCUGAGAGCUACACUUCUGAGUCCUUGACAGAUUAAAUUUCAUUUCAAGAACUAGAAUAGCCCAGUUAUUCCAUGUCCCCACCCAUAAAGUAUUUAACUCACCUGAUAGAAGAAUACAGAUCUUUUUACCUAUCCAAAAAUCUUUCUUCUCAUCAAAAAAUCUGUGGGUGAUAUAAAGCCCUUUUCCACUACCAAGCUCAUUACUAGAAAUCGCUGCUGCAGACUGUCAGAACCGAAUCCUUGCCUAGAGAAUAUUGUCAUUUCCAGAUGUUGUGGAAGAAAAAUAAUUCUCUCACCUAUUCUCUUAAGUCCUUUAAUAAAACAGUUUUAUUGAAAUAAGUAAAUAAAUGCCUUGUUACUGAAACUAGUUCCAGUAUAACAAAUAAUGAACCGCCUUAACAUUGCUGGUAAUUAACACAUCUGACUGAGCAUCAGCAACAGUGACUUUUAAGAAACUUAGAUUUCAUGUGAAGUUACAUCUUUGUUGAACAGAGGUACCUUAGGUGAAUGCAAGGACCUGUUAACAUUUAUCAUAGAGCUAUAGGAUACAUGAUAACAUGACACAGCCCUACUUUAGCUUUAAAUUCAAACCUUGUUACAUGGUAUGUCUGCCUACCUGACAGGAUUUCUGAGUUAGUAUUUCCAGCCUGUGCUGACUUUAUGCCAUUGAUUCUUCUGUUAGGUGUAAUCAAAGGUCAUUAAUAUUGAAAAGUUCACUUUAAUUGAGCCAUCAACUCAUUUUAAUUAUGGCAAUAUAAAAGCGUGUCAAGUGUUAGACCCUUACACAAAGGGUCAGUUAAUAUGCAGAUUCAUCCUGGCAGUAAUAUUGCCUGGGACCCAUUAGCUCUAGCUAAGGAAUGUAAAGAAUUUCCUGCUUCUUUAUCUGUCUUUGAAGUUGAAGGAAUAAGGGGAAAAAGAUAAGCAGAAAAAGAUAUUCUAAAAAACGUCAUGCUUAUCAGAAAUCUUUAGCUUUUAUAUUUAUGCUUUGUAUACAGAUAAACUCAGAAACAUGCAGAUAAAACUUUCACUGUAUUAGGAGCACCAAUUAUAGAAAUGAUACCAUUUAAAUUUUGGCAUACUAGAAACUUGCAUACAUAUGCUGAGUAAAGAGGAUAAUCUUUUGCUUUUUCAUUUCACAGCAAGCUAGCAACUUUCUUAAUCCAUAGGAACCUAAAGUUGAGUUCACUGUCUGCUGAUAAUGUACCCCAAGAGCAAUAGAAAUGUCAAAUGUUUGCAUACUGCGAGCGAUAUCAGUUCUGAAAACCUAUCUUCAAUUUCAUCCUCCUGAAAUCCUUAAUCUCAUACAUACCUUUGAGCUUUUAAUGACUUUCCAAAGAAUAAUGUCCAAGAUAAUGUGAAUGGAAAUAAAGCAGGAACAUAAAAAGACAGAUGAAGAAUUUGUUUUAUGUUCAGCUACAGAGUGUCACAUAUUUCUUAUUUCCUUGGAACAGGAAAAAGAUUUGUAUUGAUAUUUAGAGAGCAGUUCCGUUUGUUAGAUCUAUAGACCUUUUUUUUUAAAAUUCAGGUGUACUUUACUGAAAUAAACAAUGCUAAAGAAAAGGAAAAAACACCAUUUCAAGUUUAAUAGAGUUGUCAUAUUGGCAGGAAAACUCAGGUCAUAUUCUUUAACCUUUCCAAAUCUUAUAUGAACAAGUUUCAGACAGAAUAGCUCAAAACCAUGAAAAAUUUAGUUUUCUAUUAGUUUUGUUCAUAAUGAUGGGUUUUUUUACAAAUAUGACUAGUCAUUUGUGGUGCCUCAUCUUCUCAGUACUUCACUGAAGACCUCCCAAACUGAUUAUUUUUUUCAAACAAUGCCAAACUUCUGCCAUCUGAAAAUGAAGCCCCUAAGCAGACUCUAGUCAGAAACUGAACAAUGAAAACAGCUUAAGUGGAGCUUGGAAAAUAUUACUCAUAUAUGUUAAAAAGCUUUCAAAGCUGUAACGCAAAUCUUACAAAACAUAGAAUUCAAAAUUGUAUCCUACUAAACAGUAAAUAUGUUAGUAUUUUUAAACAUACAGGUUAGCACUAGUGUAUUAUAUGUAAAAAAAAUGUAGCCGCUAUGCAGUUUAUCUUAAAAAUGAACCCAUUAUAUUUCAAAUAUAAGAUGUAGAGGUUGAAAAGGUAGUCUUUGAAUCUGAUUUAUGAGCUAAUCUAUCCCUUGUUGGUGAGGUUUCCAUUAUCAUUGAAAUAAAUGUGUCUAUGUACACAAA
Molecule: messenger RNA, 3771 nt
Organism: Columba livia (rock pigeon)
Lineage: Eukaryota; Metazoa; Chordata; Aves; Columbiformes; Columbidae
Gene: LRATD1
Product: LRAT domain containing 1
Exons: 3
Coding region: 193-1104 (303 amino acids)
Biological process (GO): cell morphogenesis; cell motility
Source: RefSeq, a predicted model, not a curated record